This is a messenger RNA of Annulohypoxylon truncatum, 1123 nucleotides long. RefSeq names its product carbohydrate-binding module family 18 protein. Lineage: Eukaryota; Fungi; Ascomycota; Sordariomycetes; Xylariales; Hypoxylaceae. Bases 241 to 663 code for a protein of 140 amino acids. The transcript has 2 exons. The record is from RefSeq and is a predicted model, not a curated record. Gene Ontology annotation, molecular function: chitin binding.
CCCAUCCACUUGGAUCUUGUAUGAGCAUGCGUACGCGCAAUCUUCGUCCGUCUUGGUGUGCGGGGACCUCACCGAAGACUCGAUCUAGGGCAGCCGGAUAAGAUGAACGAACGUACAUGGAGAAUAUAAGGCCCUCACUUAAAGACUCACAUUUCCUCUACCCUUGAGCUGUUAACGGACCAUAUCAAUAUCAUUCAAACAUCUCUAGUUACCCGUAAAAGUUAACUCAUCGUCACGAAUAUGUUCGGCACCAAGUCAGUGCUUGCCGUCGUUCUACUAGCCGCCACAGCGGUUUGGUCGGAAGUUUCGCCAGACGAAACCUGCGGCACGACAAAAGCCGGUAACAACAAGGGCUACACGUGUCCCAGUGAGAAGAAGUGCUGUUCAGCCAGCGGCUACUGCGGUGCGACGGAUGAAUACUGCCUUACGACGGUAGGAUGCCAGGACAAUUUUUCAAACGCAACCAGUGCUUGCAUUGAACCUGUCGAUGGGGAAACCAUCUCUCCGGACGGUACCUGUGGAUCUGAAGGUGCCGGCCAGUACGGGUAUCGAUGUCCUACUGAAGGCGGGACCUGUUGCUCUGCUGCGGGCUAUUGUGGGAACACGACUGAUCAUUGUCUUACCACGAGCGGCUGCCAGUCGACUUACGGAGAGUGUCAAUGAUUGGUGGUAGUAUGGGUCAGGUCCUUUCCAAGUUUGCGCGUCGCGUUAGAAUAAAGGAGAGGGCGCGGAAGUAGGGUUACACAUUUGGAAAAACUAAGACAGAAUCUACAUGGCUUGACACCUAAUGGGGAUGAGUGCGGUGGUAGAGCAUACGUAGAUACCUAAGUAACUACUGUGAUUCACCCCUGUUAGGCUUCUAUCUGUUAUUUGCUGGCUUGAGCAUUAGGCAUGGUUGAAGAAGAAGGAAAAAGAAAAGAAAUAUACGGCGAAAACGAAUUUAUACAUACAUUGCAUAGCAAGCAUUGGUCUCGAGUUGUCUCUUACCAACCUGGUAGCCAAGGUGGGAUCGCGGUUCGGUACUAUCGUCCGCCGUCGUCCGCCGUCCGAUCGCGGCCUGCCGUAUAAUGCCCAGGUAGGGUGGGGAUUGCAAGUUAGGUACCUUCUAAAUCUAGACAACCAC